This is a messenger RNA of Leptinotarsa decemlineata (Colorado potato beetle), 1426 nucleotides long. Its product is annotated as galactosylgalactosylxylosylprotein 3-beta-glucuronosyltransferase P. Gene Ontology annotation, molecular function: galactosylgalactosylxylosylprotein 3-beta-glucuronosyltransferase activity. The record is from RefSeq and is a predicted model, not a curated record. Gene Ontology annotation, cellular component: Golgi membrane. Lineage: Eukaryota; Metazoa; Arthropoda; Insecta; Coleoptera; Chrysomelidae. Gene Ontology annotation, biological process: chondroitin sulfate proteoglycan biosynthetic process; carbohydrate metabolic process.
CUCCUGUAGCUUUCGGUAUCGAAGCUCUUUUGACCAAACUCAACUGGAAUUAGUCAGAAUCGGUUAACGACUUAGUGUAAUGAUGAGCGGAUUGAAUAUCACGAAAAAGCUGUUAUAUAAUAGUCUUACCAGCCAUGUUUAUUUGAAAGUUUUUGAAUUUCUGAAUGUUUUUGACCAAUGUGACUGUUGAUCCAUGUCAAGAUCAUAUGUCAAGAAAUAAAUGACACAAUUUAUGAAAUUUGGAUAUCAAUUUGGUGUUUAUUAGUGAAAAUGUUUCGAAUCGUUGAGAUAAGAAUGUACACCUUUUUGAUAUUUGGAAAUCAAAAGAUAGCUCAUGACAUUAUGAGGAUUCCUACAAAACUCUACCUUAUAGUGAUUGCUUGUGUAUUCAUAAUACUAGUACAAUACCAUAUAUACAACCCAUGGGUGAUACCUCAACUGAACAAUAAUGUUAUACGAGAACAAAUCAUCGAUAGGAAGUUCCAAUUGCCGUGCUGUUAUCUAACUUUCGCUGAUGGAUCUGAUUUACCACCUCUGUAUAUCAUAACACCAACAUAUCGAAGACCGGAACAACUUCCGGAGUUGACUCGAUUAUCUCAUACUCUAAUGUUAGUGCCGAAUUUAACCUGGUUAGUGAUAGAAGAUGCCUAUGAAACCAACGAACUUAUUGAAAAUAUAUUGAAAAAAUCUGGCCUGACGUAUCACUAUAUGGUUGCUCCAAUGCCGGUCCAAUAUAAAAAUAAAACGAAGGGUCCCAAACCCAGAGGAGUCUCGAACAGAAAUAAAGGUUUGGAGUGGAUUCGACAAAAUGCUAAAACAGGAGUGUUUUAUUUUGCUGAUGAUGAUAACACUUAUGACUUGGAUUUAUUUAAUGAAAUAAGGUAUACGAAAAAAGUGUCCAUGUUUCCUGUUGGAUUAGUAACUAAGGCUGGUGUUAGUUCCCCAAUUGUGAAAAAUGGCGUUUUUGCUGGUUUUUAUGAUGGAUGGAUAGGAGGCAGAAAGUUUGCUGUUGAUAUGGCAGGAUUUGCGGUUUCUGUAGAUUUCCUUAUGAAGCGUCCUCAUGCAAAGAUGCCUUUCAAAGCUGGUUUUGAAGAAGAUGGGUUUUUGAAAAGUCUAGCUCCUUUUGAACCUAAGGAAGCUGAGUUACUAGCGUCAAAUUGUACUACAAUAUUAGUUUGGCACACACAAACAAAGAAAAAUGAACCGUCAUUGCCUCUGGAUAUGGCUAAACAUAAUGCUACUAAUCUUGUUAUGUUGAAAAAAAUCUUGGUGUAGGUAGUUAGCAAAUUGAUUUUUGAAAAUGUGCGAGAAGCAUUGAUUCCAAAAAGUAUUUUGAAAUUGUUUCAAAGAACAAGUGGAUCCUUUUGAAGCAGAAAUGUACAUAAUAUUUUUUCUACAAAAAUAAAGGUUUUUUUUGUUAGGUGGA